Molecule: messenger RNA, 1991 nt
Organism: Opisthorchis viverrini
Lineage: Eukaryota; Metazoa; Platyhelminthes; Trematoda; Opisthorchiida; Opisthorchiidae
Exons: 4
Coding region: 70-1845 (591 amino acids)
Biological process (GO): cell surface receptor protein tyrosine kinase signaling pathway
Cellular component (GO): cytoplasm
Source: RefSeq, a predicted model, not a curated record
CGGAGACAAUGGACGCGCGCACUUCUUAUUCUGACAAACGGAAUCAGCGAUGCAACCAUUAUAGCUGACAUGCAAGAAACGGACUACGAAACACUCGACAUUCCGGACACUAAGCUCACUGUGCCACUGAAACAAUUCCGUUUAUGUCAUAAAAAAGUGCUUCCAGAAGACGGCUACACGUCAAAGCAUCUUGCAGGCAAACAGCUGAGGUGUGCAAAACUAAUCCAAACACCUCUGUUUCGAAUACACUUGUCUUCGCGUAUUUUGUUUGCCAAGAAACACAUGUGGAUAGGAUUCACUAACAGAUGCGAACAAGAACUUUGGUACAUAACACUUCACACAUUGAUUACUCGGCGAACGCAACAUGUACAAUGCUUAAAGAGCAGUGAAUCGGGAUCGCCGCUGCACUGGGAUAUAUCUCAACCGUCUGAAUUGGAUUUUCUAGCGUCAGCCCUUCCAUGUAUGCUGGAUAAUGAAGUUUAUGAGAGUACUUCAGUCACUGAUGCUUACGAAGUUUCAGUCAUCCAGACGGAAAAAGCGCGAGAACUGGGAAUUUCCGGAAGAUAUCUCCUAAAAAUUACUCCAAUGGCUUUUGAACUUCUCGAUCCCUUAUAUCACGCCACCAUUCAAGUUUGGCCCCUACGUUAUGUGCGCAAAUUCGGUGUUCAUAUGAAGCGACUGUAUCUAAUCUGUGGGAGCGGCUGUCACCAGGGGAAAGGUUUAUUUAUAUUUUUGGUUCAGGAUGCAACUGUGAUACAAAAUCGACUGUUGCUUCUAGCUCACCAGCCACUAUCGAGCUCGGUUUUAUCACGACGCAUUACACAUCCGCAUAUCACAAGUACACCUUUGCUACCGCACGAAGUUACAGCCAACGGAGCAACCAAGUCAGAGGGCUACUGGUUUGAAGGAGAGUCACCAGUCAAUCAAGCGUCACGAAUUUCCAUGUCUCCAUUUAAGCUAGAUCCCUUGAUCAAUGAACAGGGACCAAACAGCAGUCGUCCGGCGCAUGAUUAUGCACUUUCGUCGCCAAGACAGACGCAAAGUUCUGUAACAUUUGAGAACGGGCUCAAUUACUCAAACCAAACGCGAGCCCCAUGUGAGCAUAAACAAGCAUCUGGGAAGUGGUUUACUGACGGAUGCUCACAAACAUCAGCUGAUUCCAACAGUGUCAAUGAAGAAACUAAUCUGGGAGAAGAAAACGAAGAACUAAAACGAGAAACACAAACUCCAGAUCCCAUCUUUCGAAGCUUUUUGAUGCGCGGACAUGCACAGGCACAAAAACUCAAGCAUUUUGGAAAUCAGCCCGUUUAUGCAAACACAGGAAACUUUCCAAGCCCAGUGCAAUUGGACAACACAGUUCCGGGGGCCGAACGGAUGACAGAUGGCAGGUGGGAAGAUAAAGUGGAAGAUCACCCGCUUCGGAGUCAAGUUAACAGUGUGAAACGUAGCUGGGGACCAAUCUAUCACUUUGAACCUAUUGAUGAGAAAGAAGAGCGAGUGUCAAGAAGUGAAUCUGGAUCAACCAUUAGAGCACAAGAAGACGACCAUCCAGUUGUCACUUCCUCUACUCCUGGAGAUGAAAUUCUCGAGGAAGAACUGUUCGGAAGCGAAGUUGGACGGUCCGAAUGGAACGAAAAGCAAGGGAAACGCGAAAAAUCAGUUCUACGUGAAAAUAGUAUUCGAAGGGUUAUCACAAGAUCAGCAACAUGGAAUGGGUGGCUUUUUGGCAAGCCAUUGGACCUACAAGCUUCUGAACACAAGGUGUUAGAUGCGACUGUUCAGACGGAAGAUGAAGACGACAGUAUGCAUAGUGGAUCCGAUAUUGCUAUUCGCACAACAUUCUAGCUUUCACUGGGCAUUGUGUGUUCCAGUUGGUUAUCAAGACAGCCACACUGCUCGAUUAUUGAUUUUAUUAGUGUAUCUAAAUCAUAAAGUUUCCUGGAUUAAAUGGCGCAUAUGUGGUUGAAAGGUGAAUAAAGUUUACAAGGCGA